Cordyceps militaris CM01 is the source of this 567-nucleotide messenger RNA. RefSeq names its product rRNA-processing protein FCF2. The coding region runs from base 1 to 567 and encodes 188 amino acids. Gene Ontology annotation, molecular function: RNA binding. The transcript is spliced from 2 exons. Gene Ontology annotation, cellular component: nucleolus. NCBI's taxonomy places the organism in Eukaryota, Fungi, Ascomycota, Sordariomycetes, Hypocreales, Cordycipitaceae. Gene Ontology annotation, biological process: RNA processing. The record is from RefSeq and is a predicted model, not a curated record.
AUGGCUAAAUUAAGCAGCCAUCAAAUGUCCGAGCUACUGCUCCAAGCUGAACGAUGCCUGGCGGGCAAUCCCAAGACCGUCGAACUAAGCGACGUUGCCCUGGACAAGGUGGAAGCUAUCGCUCCCGUCAUUGCCACAGUACCUAAAGGCAAAGAAGGGUCUAUUCGUGUCGCAAAGAAGGAGAAAACUAGCACCACAGAAGCAAAGGAUUCUGCCGGCUGCAACUGGUUUGACCUUCCCAAGACGGUUCUAACACCAGAGUUUAGGAGAGACUGGCAGGUUCUCCGUAUGCGCGGCCUGCUAGACCCGAAGCACCAGAAGAAGGCUCUGAGGGCAGAGGCACCGAAAUACUCCCAAGUCGGCCAGAUUAUCGAAGGCCCCGCCGAUUUCUUUAGCGCGAGACUCACUCGUAAGGAACGACGACAAACUAUACUUGGUGAAGUGAUGAGGGAUUACUCGGACGACAAAAUAAGGACAAAAUAUGCCUCCAUCCAGAAGAAGAAAGCGUCGGGUAAAAAGGCGUUCUACCAAAAAGUCGUUGCCCAACGGCGAAAGGGCCGUGGCUGA